Labrus bergylta (ballan wrasse) is the source of this 8847-nucleotide messenger RNA. NCBI's taxonomy places the organism in Eukaryota, Metazoa, Chordata, Actinopteri, Labriformes, Labridae. The record is from RefSeq and is a predicted model, not a curated record.
GAAUAGUCCUCAGACUUUGAUCAGAAGAAACAGAGACAGUCGGAGUUACAGCACUGAGCACUCGCUGGCUGUGAGAAAAUAUUCACAAGUCACAAGAUAAACAGGUGAGCUUGGAAUGGCUGUGGCACAGGUGUUGCUUCUGGCUUCUGUGCUGCUCCGUUGCUCCUCAGCCGUACCUGCAUGUCCACAGUCCUGCACCUGUCAGAGUCCUGAUCUGCUGAACUGCUCCUCCUCGGGCCUCACUUUCAUGCCACAACACAUCCCAGACUCUGUCACUGAGCUCGACCUGUCUGAUAACCUCCUCGACUCUGUAACAAUUGGCCGACGACAGGAUCAGCUGAGGAAUGUUUGGCUGGGGAACAAUAGGAUCACAGGCCUGUCGCUCUGUCUCGAGAGGAGCCUGGGAGGCCGUUAUGUCACAGGUAGACGUCUUCACCACUCAUCAGGACCUUGGCAGAAGCGGAGGUGUGUGCCCUGGGCCCGAACCCUGCAGCUGUUAUCUGUCGAGAGGAAUCAGCUAGAGCAACUCCCAGAGGGGCUGCAGAGCUGUGAAUCCUUACAGGUUCUGCAGCUCUCCUUCAACAGAAUCUCAACCCUACGACCACAAGACUUCAGCAACCUUCAGCAGCUAAAAGAGCUCAACCUAAAACAUAACCUCCUCACGAGUCUCCAUCCACAGACGUUCAUGGGUUUAUCCCAGCUCCAGGUCCUUGAUCUGAGCUUCAACAUGUUGACUAGCCUUCAUCCGUCGAUGUACCUUUCUCUGCACAACAUUGGUGCACAUGUAAAGCUGGCUGGGAACAGGUGGAAGUGUGAUUGCAGUAUGCGCAGUUUAAGAAGGCGGAUGGGCUAUGAUAGCAGCAGAGGCCUGCAUGCUUGGAGCCUGGUGUGCGCUUCCCCCUCCACACUCUCAGGAAGGGAUCUGCUACAUUUGGAGGAAGAUGACCUAAACUGUUUUACAACUGAGAACAGACCAGAGAGCCAUCAAUCUGUGAAAGUCUUCAGUGGUUCUGAGAUAUUACUCUCUUGCUCCGCACAAGAUUCAAUGGGAUGGAUGCCCAGUGGUCAAGCAUCUGUGAACCAACCUGAGGCUGGUCUUCUCAUCAAGGACCUCACAGAAAGGGAUACAGGACUAUAUGUGUGUGUUUCUGAAGAACAGGACGAUGUGUCUGUUUUUAACCUCCAAAUCAGCAAAGUAGGAGGUGUACAGAGAAAAGCUCGAAGUGUGCCUGGAAGCAGUAGUCAAACAAUCUCACAAGGCAUUCCAGAGAGAAAAGACAAUGAGAGGAAUCAGAGAGCGACCUCGUCUGAAUUGGCUCUGGCUGUGUGUUUGUCUAUUUUAUUCACGUUUCUGGUUGCCUUUAUCCUCGGGGUCCUAGCAAGACCUUGUAUCGAUGUUCUUUGGAAAAGGUUCUACAAAAAAAAAAGCUCCCCGGCCACAAACACUGUCUCAACUGUAGAACAAAGCCAAUAUGACAAUGACGCCUUCUGCGAUUUAGAGGAACAAGAGGUGAGAGGAGCUCACAGGGAAAGGAGAGUCACAUUCAGCACUGUAGACUUCAAAGAAGACAGCAAUGUGCAGUAUUAUGACACUGUAGCCAAUGAUGAUCAGCAGAGCAUUAAUGAUGACGGGUUGUUAUAUGAAGCAGUUGGCGAUAUGAAAGAUGGAGCUCGUGAUUCAGAAAGUGAAAACAGCUCUCAACAGAGUCCAGAGGAUAACCAGAGAGACAGCAGAAAUCUGUCAGGCACUACUCAUGCAGGGGUCACAAUCACCGAGAGGAGGCACUCGUCUUCCUCGGAUUCUUCACUAUCUGAAAGAGAACGUAAUGAAAAACAAAUGACCCGGCAAGACCAAACCAGACCCAAGUCUCCACAGCUGGUAGAGGACUCUAUGCAGCAGAGAGCUAACAUGUCAUCAGCUGGAGAGGUGUCACAUAUCUCCAUUAAGGCAUUGACAAAUGAAGAAACUGGAUUUUCUUCUGAGCCUUUUGCAGGUUGGUCACCACAAACAAAUCAGACAAACGGAGCAGACCCUGAUAAGUGGCAGGGAUAUGAAGAACAAUUUGAAUUUAGCGAUUCUGCUCAAAGCACCUCUUCAAGGUCCAACAGUGUGCUUGGUUCUUUUCAUGAUUCAAAACUAACUGUCACACCCACUUUGGGUAUACAGAAGAGGGGUGAUACAUCAAGCUCCAGCUCAUAUUUAAGUGAGGAUGAAACAACACAUUACACUGUAAAUUCAGACCAAGAGGAGGAUGUCACUACUGUUUGCCUCAAACAGAAUACUACUCUGGAACAGCAUAUCCAUGUUAUAGAUGCAAACAGGCCCUCAGUGGGAAUUAAUCAUAGUCAGCCUGGUUUAAGGAAAGCACACUCCUUUUCCUCUUCUUCAAGUGAAAGUGAAGGGGAGGACCCACGCUGGCCUUCUCUAGAUGUCAAGCAUAUCCCUAAGAUCAAGAGGCGUCUAGAUAUCAAAGCACCUACUCCAGCCUCUGAUUCAUUUUCCAAUAGUGACAGUGAGGAUGAAUCAACAAACCACAUCAAGAAACAAGUGCAACAACAGACAGAGAUGGCAAAGUAUCCUAUAACAAUAACGCAAACUGUGAUUCAUGGCCAAGGAACACAGUGGCCCAUCCAAACACCACCACCAGCUUCUGAUUCUUCAUCUAGUAGUGACAGUGAGGAUGACAGAACAAAAUACAUUGAGAGGCCUGGGAAAGUGGACCUUCCAGAACUUGGAAUUCAGAAACCUCAAACAGAUAGUCAUGUUCCAGACGCAGGCUGGCCUUCUCUAGAUCUCAAGCAUAUCCCUAAGAUCAAGAGGCGUCUAGAUAUCAAAGCACCAAGUCCAGCCUCUGAUUCAUCCUCCAGUAGUGACAGUGAGGAUGAAUCAACAAACCACAUCAAGAAACAAGUGCAACAACAGACAGAGAUGGAGAGGGUUUCAAUAAUAAUAUCUCAAAAUGUAAGUCAGGACCAAGGAACACGGUGUCCUGUCAAAACACCAUCACCAGCUUCUGAUUCUUCAUCUGGUAGUGACAGUGAGGAUGAAAAAGUAAUCUAUAGGGAGAAGCCUGGGAAAGUGGUCAUUUCUGACCUUGGAAUUCAGAAACCUCAAACAGAAAGUCCUGUUCCAGACACAAGCUGGCCUUCCCUAGAUCUCGGGCAUAUUCCCAAGAUCAAGAGACGUCUAGAUAUCAAAGUACCAUCACCAGCCUCUUCCAGUAGCAACAGUGAGGAUGAACCAACAAACCACAUCAAGAAACAAGUGCAAAAACAGACAGAGAUUGCAAGGGUUCCAAUAACUACAUCUCAAAAUUUAAGCCAAAGCCAAGGAACACAGUGGCCCAUCAAAGCACCAUCACCAGCUUCUGAUUCUUCAUCUAGCAGUGACAGUGAGAAUGAAUCUACCAAACACAUAAAGAAACAGGAACAGCAGACCAACAUGGCAAAGCUUCCAAAUAAAGGAUCUCAAACUGUUCCUCUUGACCCACAAACGCAGUGGCCUCUCCUUGACCUUCAGCAGACCACACACAUCAAGAGACGUCUAGAUUUCAAAGCAAAAUCUGCUGCCUCUGAUACCUCUUCUAGUAGUGACAGUGAGGAUGACACAACAAAAUACAUUGAGAGGCCUGGGAAAGUGGACCUUCCAGAACUUGGAAUUCAGAAACCCCAGACAGAUAGUCAUGUUCCAGACAAACUCUGGCUUUCUCUAGAUCUCAAGCAUAUCCCUAAGAUCAAGAGGCGUCUUGAUGUAAAAGCACCAACUCCAGCCUCUGAUUCAUCCUCCAGUAGUGACAGUGAGGAUGAAUCAACAAACCACAUCAAGAAACAAGUGCAACAACAGACAGAGAUGGAGAGGGUUCCAAUAAUGAUAUCUCAAAAUGUAAGUCAGGACCAAGGAACACGGUGUCCUGUCAAAACACCAUCACCAGCUUCUGAUUCUUCAUCUAGCAGUGACAGUGAGGAUGAUAAAGCAAUCAAUAGAGAGAGGCCUGGGAAAGUGGUCAUUUCUGACCUUGGAAUUCAGAAACCUCAAACAGAAAGUCAUGUUCCAGACACAAGCUGGCCUUCCCUAGAUCUCAGGCAUAUCCCUAAAAUCAAGAGGCGUCUAGAUAUCAAAGCACCAACUCCAGCUUCUGGUUCAUCCUCCAGGAGUGACAGUGAGGAUGAACCAACAAACCACACCAGGAAACAAGUGCAACAACAGACAGAGAUUGCAAGGAUUCCAAUAACUACAUCUCAAAUUUUAAGCCAUGGCCAAGGAACACAGUGGCCCAUCAAAGCACCAUCACCAGCUUCUGAUUCUUCAUCUAGCAGUGACAGUGAGGAUGAAUCUACCAAACACAUAAAGAAACAGGAGCAGAAGACCAACAUGGCAAAGCUUCCAUUAAAAGGAUCUCAAACUGUUCCUCUUGGUCCACAAACACAGUGGACCCUCCUUGAUCUUGAGAAUACCAGACACAUCAAGAGACGUCUAGAUUUCAAAGCAAAAUCUGCUGCCUCUGAUACCUCUUCUAGUAGUGACAGUGAGGAUGACAAAACAAAAUACAUUGAGAGGGCUGGGAAAGUGGACCUUCCAGAACUUGCAAUUCAGAAAACUCAAACAGAUAGUCAUGUUCCAGACAUACGCUGGCAUUCUCUAGAUCUCAAGCAUAUCCCUAAGAUCAAGAGGUGUCUAGAUAUCAAAGCACCAACUCCAGCCACUGAUUCAUCUUCCAAUAGUGACAGUGAGGAUGAAUCAACAAACCACACCAGGAAACAAGUGCAACAACAGACAGAGAUGGCAAGGGUUCCAAUAACAAAUUCUCAAAAUGUAAGUCAGGACCAAGGAACACGGUGGCCUGUCAAAGCACCAUCACCAGCUUCUGAUUCUUCAUCUAGCAGUGACAGUGAGGAUGAUAAAGCAAUAAAUAGAGAGAGGCCUGGGAAAGUGGUCAUUUCUGACCUUGGAAUUCAGAGACCUCAAACAAAUAGUCAUGUUCCAGACACAAGCUGGCCUUCCCUAGAUCUCAGGCAUAUCCCUAAAAUCAAGAGGCGUCUAGAUAUCAAAGCACAAACACCAGCUUCUGGUUCAUCCUCCAGUAGUGACAGUGAAAAUGAAUCAACAAACCACACCAGGAAACAAGUUCAACAACAGACAGAAAUGGCAAGGGUUCCGAUAACAAAUUCUCAAAAUGCAAGUCAGGACCAAGGAACACGGUGGCCUGUCAAAGCACCAUCACCAGCUUCUGAUUCUUCAUCUAGCAGUGACAGUGAGGAUGAAUCUACCAAACAUUUAAAGAAACAGGUGAAACUGACAGACAUAGGAAGGCUUCCAAUUAAAGAAUCUCAAACUGUAACUCAUGACCCACAAACGCAGUGGCCUCUCCUCGACCUUCAGCAGACCACACGCCUUAAGAGGCGCCUGGAUUUCAAAGCAAAAUCUGCUGACUCUGAUACUUCUACUAAGAUAAGCAAAUCCCAAACAGUAGAACCCAAUCCAAUUCUAAGAUGGCCAGAAUUGGGUCCAAGUGCCCACCAUGUAAUGAGUGGCAUAGAUCAACCUGAGUCGUCUUCAAGUAGCGAUGAAAGUGAAGUAGAGACUUCUGGCCUACAUGUGACAGAGGUUGGGGUUACAAGUCAUCAAACAGGGACAAAACUGCCUGAUCUGAAUAUGAGUGUCCCCCUCUUCAAGCCUCAUUUGAAUGUCAAAGCACCAUCUCAACCAGAAGACUCCAGCUCUUCCAGCAGUGACAAUGAAAGACAUAAUAUAGAGAAAGGUCAUGUCAGGAUCAAAAAUUCUGAGCAGCAGCCAAAGUUACCUAAGAUAGGUCUGGGCGUCCCCUACAUUAGCAGACGUCUGGAUAUCAAAGCUCCAUCACCACAGCCUGAUCCAGUUCUUACACCUGUGUCUCCAAGCUCUCGAAAAUCUGAAUCAAACUCUUCCACAAGUAAAAGUGAGGAUGAUAACAGUGUACUCGCUAAACUAGGAUUGGGAGCAACUGCAAUAUCCAAGACCACAGAAAAUGAUUUAACUGAAUCUCCCCGGUUCCCAGUGGUUCAAAUUCCUCUAAGUCCAAACGUAGACCAUGAUAUCAAAUUAGAAAAGUAUAAAGUUAUAACUGAAAAAACAAGUGAAAACAUCAACACAAUGCCAGUAAUCAACUCAGAACUUGAGUCACGGUGGGCCACAAUGAAUCUUGGUGUCUCCCGCUUUAGAAAGCGUCUUGAAAUCACAUCACGAGCACCAGGACAAUCAAAGAUGCCUUCAUCACCCGAACCUGUCUCCCCUGCUUCAUCCUCCAGCAGUGAAAGUGGGGAUGAGGGUCAAAGCGGCAGAAUACGGCAAAAGAGAAGAGGAAUUGGAAUGCAAGGAAAAAUACAUGCAGAAUCAUCUUCAAAAGCUGAAAUUACACCAGUGACUGUUUCUCUCAGUUUGAGUCAAGAUAAAAGCUUUGGCACGGCAGAGUUUAAAGAGAGACGGGGAAGACCAUCACAAAGCCAGACAUCCUCAAGCAGCGAGAGUGAGAAUGAGAUGGUAGACCACAGUGUACCUGACCUGAGCCUUGGUGUCCCACGUGUGAAGAGGCGUCUGAAUGUAAAGACAACCUUUCCAGAGCCAAGGAAUUCACUGUCUUCCAGCAGCAAUGCUGAGGUGACAGGAUACACUGCGACACAAAGCAGACAAGUAUUCAAUGUGCCUCAAUAUAGAGAUACUGACACACUGAUCACUUACAAGCGUUCCAUAUUCCAAGCCACAUCACCAUCGAGUAGUCCGCCCCCCUUUAGUGGCCAAACUAUGUAUGAUGAUACAAAACAAAGAUAUACUGAAAAUGCACAAAAAGUUCCAUCUUACAGUGUCGGAGACAGAAGUACACCUGUUGCUUCAAAGAGAUCUCUCAGUAGGAGCAUUGAUGAUUUAUUACAUAAGAGGUUUGGGAACUCCAAACGCACAACAGAACUGCCACCAGAGUUGAGGUGGACUGGUGUCGGCCGUCAUAUGCCUGACCUUUCCAUCUCCAGUAUAGGAAGACGUCAGGAUGAAGGCUUUUCAUCUCCACCUGCAGAGCCAAAACUUCCCCCACCUGGCUCCUCCAGCAGUGAAAGUGAUGAUGAAAUUAAACAAGACAGGGGAAAACCAGAUAUUACAGAACAUAAAAACCCAUCACUUAGUGCUGGCACUGUUUCCUCUGCUUCCACUAGAACCUUUGACACUGUUGACAACUCAUCCAUCAGCACAAAUAAGAUUUUGUGGGGUGUAUCUGAGGACAAAAGGCGAAGGAAAGGCCUCAGUGCACUGAAAGCCAUUUCUUCAGAGAGACAAAAGUGGGACAUAGGACAGGGAAAUGUGGAAAACAGUGCUUCAUCUCUAUUUGAUGACUAUGAUCCAAACACUGAAAACAGUUUUCACCAUCGUAGGACUGAGGAGUACAUCAAGCCCCUGUCCACACAACCACAAACACAAGCACGUCUUUCAUCCACUUCAGUAGAUGACAGAGGAGCUACAGAUUUGUUGUACGAAGUUCCCAGAUACAGGAGGCAUGGAAUUAGAAAUAAUGAACCACCACAGGAGACUCCACCUCCAGUUCCAGCGACACCACCACCAUCAGAUGAAGCAUUAGGGCUUACAUGGAUGUCACGACCGAACAGCUGGAGAGAGCGGUCAGAUGGAACCAGAUACUAUUUGCCACAGAGCAGAAACACAGGAGCAACUGACUCCUCUUCACUUGCAUCCCAAAAGUCCCUGGAAGUCCAUUUGGACUUUUCGAACAAUCCCAUUACUAAAGUCUGAUAAAGAGGUUGCGUCAUCCUAUACUCUGACAAUACAAGCACAUGAGCAACAGUUUUUAAUUUGGCCAGUCAACUACAGAAAUGUAGUGAAUUGUUUUUUUAUUUCAUAAAUAUAAAGCUUUAAAUUGGAUGUAAAUGUUUGUAAUUUAUUGUACGGCACUUUUUUUUUUUUUUUUUUUUUAGAGCAGAGGGCCCGUGUUUAUCUUUAAAGAUUUGCCUUAUUUUUGUAAAUUACUUUAAACAUCACUCAUCACAAAGAUGAAUAAUCAAUACUGUCAUCUUCACUCAUACAAUGUCAACUAGAGAAGGCAAUUUCUGAAGAAACUGUGCUGUGAAUGCUGCAUGCUGAAAAAGAUGGUGUUGUACUGCCAAUGCAGAGUCUGAAAAACUGGAAAAAUAUAUGAAAUAAUCUGAAUAAUCUAGGAAAGAUGUUGAAUAUACUAUGAAAAGGUGACAUUUCACUUGUAAUGCUGCAUAAUGAAAAAUGUUAUUACUAUAAAUAGUGUAAUAAAGAUGUUGAACAUAUUAUUAAUAGACUAAUGUUUCUAUUUCUGUGUAAAAAAAAUUAUUCAGAGGUUUUAUUUGUAGCAAGAAGUAAAUAUACUUACGCAUUAAUUAGGCACUUCACGGUUUUUUGUUAUUGUAACUCAUUCAACUUUAAGCCCACAUAUAAGCCAGUAAGUUAAUAAACCCUUUUAUUUAUGUAUAUAGACAUAGGUUAUAGUGAAAACAGACAUAUAGACACUAACACAGUUUACAUACAUAUAUACAGUUGGGACAAGGUUGUUCAUCCUCCUGCAUUGUAGUGGGAGAAUACUAAAACAUUCAUCUCUACACAGUAUUUGGUAAACAAUCCGCGACUACUUCGAUCUCGGAUGUUAUGCUGAUGGUUGAGGCUUUGUAAUGAAAAAUAGAGGCUUUAAUAGUCACAGCUGCUGUGGAUUUUAAUGGCAUGAAAGCUUGUGUUUUAUUUUCAGAACAAAUUCCAAAAAGUAUUGUAUGUGUGUCAUGACAGUGUGUUGAAAAAAGUUGCAAAACAAAAUGAUGUACUUCUAAUAAAUAAAACAAGAGUCUGUA